GUUGUCACGGUUACUGCUCAAUUGUCGUUUGAUUGAUACCUCGUUCAUCAAUCUACUCUCGCUCUACUUAAAGUCGCUGUCGAUCAUCACUGUCGCUCAGUAUCAAGUACCAAGUACACAUUAAUACCUCAUCCAUAAUGAAGUCCUACAUCGCUCUCGCUCUUGCGUCCACCGCAUUGGCGCUUCCCCAGACAUCUGGCUCCUCUGGGUGCGCUUCUUCAGCUUCUGGAACUUUCCAGAUUCAGACUGUCAUGAAGCCCAGCUCCAAGCGCGGCCUUGUGGAGCGCCAACUUGCUGGUGCCCUCACUCUGACCCUUGAGAAUGGUAUCUUGAAGGACCAGGCUGGCCGUCAGGGAUACGUCGCUGCCAACGACCAGUUCCAGUUCGACGCCCCUGUUCAGGCCGGUGCUCUCGAGACUGAGGGUUUCGCUCUCUGCAGCAACAACUCUCUUGCUUUGACCUCUGGUCAACGUCCCUUCGGUGCUACCACCUUCUGGCAGUGCCUGUCUGGUGACUUCUACAACUUGUACGCCGACUCCCAAGGCAUGCAGUGCCAGCAGAUCUUCAUCCAGGCCGUCAACCAGGGUUCCGGCUCUGCCUCCCAGAUUAGCGAUGGCCAGCCUCAGGCCACCACGCCUGCUGCGUCAGCUACCAACGCUGUCUCUCAGAUUUCCGACGGUCAGCCGCAAGCAACCACCCCCGCUGCCUCCGUCUCCAUGAUCGUUUCUCAGAUCUCCGACGGCCAGCCCCAGGCUACUACACCUGCCGCUUCGGCCCCAGCUGUCGUCUCUCAGAUUUCUGAUGGGCAGCCCCAAGCUGGCACACCGGCUCCCUCGGUCCCUGCCGUUGUCUCUCAGAUCUCUGACGGUCAGCCCCAGGCCGGUACCCCUGCGCCCGCGGUCUCCAACGUCGUCUCCCAGAUCUCCGAUGGCCAGCCCCAGGCCGGUACCCCUGCGCCCUCGGUCUCCAACAUCGUCUCCCAAAUCUCCGAUGGCCAGCCUCAGGCAGGUACCCCGGCACCAUCUGUGUCCAACAUUGUCUCCCAGAUCUCCGAUGGUCAGCCCCAGGCUCCCGUCGCCACUGCCAACACCACCGUCCCGCGUCCCAGCGCGAGCCAGCCCGCAGAGUUCACCGGCGCUGCCAACCUUGCCACCUUCGGCUCUGGCGCCGUUGCUGCCGGUCUGUUCGCUCUGUUCGCUCUUUUGUAAACACGUUAUCCGUCUGUUGCGUCAGCAUAGCGCGUCACUUCAUGUGUUUGCGGUUUCCAGUUAGCAUUUGAUGAAAGUGGUUAAUGUUCCCACUGACGACCUUCCUUAAGAAUCAUGUCGGCGCACGGUCAUCGGUGUGAUGAAACACUCCUUGGACUUGUACA
Boeremia exigua is the source of this 1372-nucleotide messenger RNA. RefSeq names its product covalently-linked cell wall protein-like protein. Bases 138 to 1208 code for a protein of 356 amino acids. Gene Ontology annotation, cellular component: fungal-type cell wall. NCBI's taxonomy places the organism in Eukaryota, Fungi, Ascomycota, Dothideomycetes, Pleosporales, Didymellaceae. Gene Ontology annotation, molecular function: structural constituent of cell wall. The transcript is spliced from 2 exons. The record is from RefSeq and is a predicted model, not a curated record. Gene Ontology annotation, biological process: fungal-type cell wall organization.